Scophthalmus maximus (turbot) is the source of this 1923-nucleotide messenger RNA. RefSeq names its product trypsinogen-like protein 3. Gene Ontology annotation, biological process: proteolysis. The record is from RefSeq and is a predicted model, not a curated record. Gene Ontology annotation, molecular function: serine-type endopeptidase activity. NCBI's taxonomy places the organism in Eukaryota, Metazoa, Chordata, Actinopteri, Pleuronectiformes, Scophthalmidae. The transcript has 5 exons. The coding region runs from base 48 to 845 and encodes 265 amino acids.
GGAAAACUGCACUUUUCCAGACUAAAAAUAACCAACGGAGAUACAGAAUGAGUCUCCUUCUGGUGCUUGCUUUGUUGGGUCUUGCAGGAGCGUCUCCCCUGGGGGACGACAAGGUGUGCCAGCCUCACUCCAGACCCUGGCAGGUCUACCUGCACGGCGGCGGAGUGUCCUGCAGCGGAGUUCUCAUCGACAGAUGGUGGAUAGUGACCUCCUUUGAGUGUGCGCCCAGACCCUACACCACCGUUGCAUCCCUAGGAGAACAUGAUGUCCUCGUGGAGGAGGGCACGGAGCAGCACAUCCUUGUUGCCGACGUGAUCCGCCACAGCCCCUACCGCUCGCCCCUCCACAGCCUCGCCAUGGUGCGUCUGGCCGAGCCGGCCCACCUCAACCAGUACGUCCAGCCCGCGUCCAUGCCCAGCCGCUGCCCACAGCCUGGAGAGACCUGCCAUGUCAGCGGCUGGGGCUCCACCGGGCCCUAUCACUUUGGGCCCGCUCAGCGUCUGAAGUGCAUAACUGUGCCUGUUGUGGACGAUCAGACUUGUAUGAACACGUUCCCAGUGGACCUGUACUGGAGCCCGACAAUGGUCUGCGCUGGUCAACUAAACACAGAUAACUGCUUGAGUGACCGUGGCAGUGUGAUGAUGUGCGGUGGCCAGCUGCAGGGCGUGCGGUGGUUCGGAAAUGGCUGCCGCAACCCGGCAAACCCGACCGUCUACUCCAAGAUAUGCAAGUACAAUAACUGGAUCAACGGCGUGAGGGACCGCUACACACCCACUCUGCCACCUCAAACCACGACAAGGACGACGACGACAAGAGGCCGCGGAGAGACUCAUUUACUCAGAUAAAAUGUAGCAUUGCUGCUGACCACUUUGCAGGCUGGAAUCAGAGUUUGAACCCAGAGGGUAGAGGUUGCCCUUUCAGCCAAUUGAGCAAGGCACAAUAUUGCACUUUGGCAAAGUUAUACUCUUGAUAAGGAUAAAUGACAUGUAUAAAAUAAUCUAAGAUAAAAUGCUGAGACACUUGUUGCAACCUUUCAUGCCAUGUUUUAUUCAUGGCUUUCAGCACACCCUUUACUCCAUGAUUGCUCCUUUUUCCCCAUUUGCCUCGGCAAAAACUCUCUCCACAGCUGGCUAAUAGCUGCUGCUUAUUGGCUCUGAUGUUAUCCCGGUAUAUCAUAACUCGACAUAUACCGCUGUGCGUGUGACAGUGGAAGUGAAUUAUACGACGGGGAAAAUUUGUUUGCUCCACAUGUUGAACACCAUCGCCGCUAAAUCUUGUGGUUGUCACCUCCUUUAGGGGCAAUAUCCAGAGUUGUGCUUAGAGCUGCUGCAAAUUAAUAGUUUGAUAUUAACACUGCAUGAACUGACUACAUCCAUGUGGCUGGGGUCGCUCGCUGUGAAGAGCCUCGGAGAAUCACCGUUCAACCUCAGAAGCGCCUCUCAGCUCAUUGUAGCAUUUUGGCGUCUUUUAACAAUCAAUUUAAAUUUGAAUGAUUUCAGCCAAAGGACCCGAUAAACCCAUUGCAAACUACCUGAGGAGCACCAAACAGUGGACAGUCAAUGUAAGUGGCCAUAGUGGAGCAUGUAGCAGCAAAAGAGCCUGAUAUCACCCUCAUAGUUGAGGCAGUGGACUUACAUUUGUCACAAAAACAUGUCUCCGGAUUAAUGCUAAUGUCGCUACAUGAGCAACUGUUCGUCAUAUUAAUGUAAAAAUAAAACUGUCAAUCAUUGUUAUGUUCCCAGCUUUGUGCCCCCCCCCCCAAAAAAAUCUGUUCAUUCAGCUUUUAUAAUGUCAGUAACAAAAAUGAUUGCUCCCAUUUUGCAAAUAACAGAAAUGUUAUUUAGUAAGGAAACUUUUAAUUUCUGUUUUCUUUUUUUUUCAUAAAAUUUGUCAGUCAAAUCAAAUAAAGUCGAGCGGAACGAG